Hyphopichia burtonii NRRL Y-1933 is the source of this 2733-nucleotide messenger RNA. RefSeq names its product SKN1/KRE6 family beta-glucan synthesis-associated protein. The transcript has a single exon. Bases 460 to 2388 code for a protein of 642 amino acids. Gene Ontology annotation, cellular component: endoplasmic reticulum membrane; plasma membrane. NCBI's taxonomy places the organism in Eukaryota, Fungi, Ascomycota, Pichiomycetes, Serinales, Debaryomycetaceae. The record is from RefSeq and is a predicted model, not a curated record. Gene Ontology annotation, molecular function: glucosidase activity. Gene Ontology annotation, biological process: fungal-type cell wall organization; (1->6)-beta-D-glucan biosynthetic process.
CAUUUUAAUACCUGUUCAUUUGCAAUAAACUAAUACCAAUACUAAGAUAUCUUGUUUACAAUAGCGAAGAAAAGUCAGGGGUUUCCUAAAAGGAAACAAAGCUUGCCAAGUUGGACAAGAUUCCUGGGUGGUGUACGGAGCACCCUUCCAGUGAUUGUGGAGAUAUAAGCGUAGUACAUGGUUCGGAGCAUUCCUCAGCCCCUGGGCUACUAUUGGUUGUUAAACGGCCUAAUUACGAUCUUACAACUUAGUCACUAGUGGUAAGAUAAAGUAGAUACCAAGAAUAGCCAAAGAAAAAGCCUUUUUGGUAGUGGGAACUUUUAUAAGGCGAGGAUUGUUAUUAUUUUUUGGUACUCCCUUAAAUUUUCACUGUAUAUUUUAAUAUUGAUAAAUUUUUUUGUUGUUUAUUGGUUGUUUAUUUAAUUUACUACUUCUUCAUUAGUUUAUGUUUCUGUUGAUAUGGCACAACGAGACUUGACUUAUAACAGCCCUUCUGUUGCUGUGGACGAUUAUGAUGAUACAAACUCCAAUGAACCCUUGAACCCUUUCCAGGAAUCGUUGUCCAAUUCAGAUUUGGCCCAUUUUAGAUAUACUGAUCGAAACGUUAGUGAGCUGUCUAACUCCAAUGGUAAUUCAGAUGAUGAUUUUAAUGGCUAUUAUAAUUCUCAGAAUAAUACCACUACUAACUUAUUACAACCUCCGGCAAAUAAAACCAUUCCUGCUUAUGCUCCCGAAUUUGAUCGGUAUCUGUCUAGAUUAGGUUCUAGAGUGGUUAGUUCAUCUUCUUUGGUUUCUCAAAAUCAAAUGGAACCAACUACCAAGUUAUUAAAUGAAAAUCAUGAUUUCAGUCCCUUUGGUGGCUACCCAGCUUCAAGUUUCCCCUUACAUAUCGAUGAAAAGGAACCUGAUGAUUAUUUACAUAAUCCUGAUCCAAUUAAAGAUGCUGAUUAUGAUAAAAAUCGUUUUUGGUACGAUUUGAAAACAAUGGAUAAAAAAUCGGCUGGUGGGUUUUUCGGUUUCUUAUUCUUGAUCAUUUGUGCAAUUGUGGUUUUCAUCUUAUUACCAGUUUUAACUUAUUCCGGUAUAACAAACCCUUAUAAACCAGAAUCUUAUGAAAUCUUAACCCAGUAUCUGUACCCCUUGAUUGCAGGUAUAAGAACCUCCUUGGUUGACCCUGAUACUCCCCAGGAUGCUUUAACUCAUAAAAAUAAAGAUGGUAAAACUUGGAAAUUGGUGUUUAGUGACGAAUUCAACGCAGAUGGAAGAACAUUCUAUGAAGGUGAUGAUCAAUUUUUCCAAGCAGCCGAUUUACAUUAUGAUGCAACAAAAGAUUUAGAAUGGUAUGAUCCCGACGCGGUCCAAACCGCAAAUGGUACUCUUAAUUUAAGAUUAGACGCAAUUAAAAAUCAUGAUCUUUUCUAUCGUUCCGGUAUGGUUCAAUCUUGGAAUAAAAUGUGUUUCACCCAAGGCUUAAUCUUAGCCUCUGCUAGAUUACCAAACUCGGGAGCGGUUUCCGGAUUAUGGCCCGGUAUUUGGACCAUGGGUAAUUUGGGUAGACCCGGUUACUUGUCAACUACUGAAGGGGUUUGGCCGUAUACUUAUGACAGUUGUGAUGCAGGUAUCACCGCUAAUCAAUCGUCCCCCGACGGUAUUAGUUAUUUACCAGGACAAAAAUUAAACUCCUGUACUUGUAAUGGUGAAGAUCAUCCAAAUCGUGGUACUGGUCGUGGUGCUCCAGAAAUUGAUAUCAUUGAAGGGGAAAUCGAUACUACAAAAUAUUUCGGAGUGGCUUCUCAAUCUUAUCAAGUGGCUCCUUAUGAUGUUUGGUAUUAUCCCGAUUACAAUUUCGUGGAAAUUCAUAAUCCAGAUGUCACCUGCAUGAAUACUUACACUGGUGGUCCUUUACAACAAGCUGUUAGUGGUACAACUACCCUUAACACUGAGUGGUAUGAACGAGGCCCCGGUGGUUCCAAUUUCCAAGUUUACGGAUAUGAAUACUUGAACGAUAAUGAAGAUGGUUAUAUCACUUGGUAUGUCGGUGAUGAAACCCCUACUUUGACCGUCCAGGCCUAUGCUUUGGCUCCGAAUGGUAACGUUGGGUUCAGAAGAAUUUCAAAAGAGCCAAUGUCAAUUAUUAUGAAUUUAGGUAUCUCUAAUAAUUGGGCUUAUAUCGAUUGGACUUCUCUUAAUUUCCCUGCUACUAUGAGAAUCGACUACGUUCGUGUAUACCAACCUGAAGAUGAAGUAAACCUUGGUUGCGAUCCUACCGAUUACCCUACUUAUGACUAUAUUGAAAAUCACAUUAACGCUUACUCAAACGUUAAUUUAACUAGUUGGGAAGAUGCUGGAUAUACUUACCCGAAAAACUCUUUGGUCAAUGGCUGCUGAAACCCCGGAUUUUUCUUCUUUGUACUAAUAUUUUCCUUUAUCUCAUUAUUGUUUAUUUUUGUAUUAUUAGUUUAGUUGCAAAAGGUGUCUUCAUAUCAAAAAUGUAUAUGUCAAAAUUGCAAAAUUGCAAAAAAUGUAUUAAUUGCAAAUUUAGCGGUCCGCAAAAUGCCACACUUCCCUAGACGUCACGCCCGUACACCCAUAAUAUUAAUUUUUGACGUAAUAUGUCAGAAUUAUGGCUGCAAUCCACAGUUUAAUGAUAACCGGAAUAAAUUAACAAUUGCAAAAAAUUAGAUCAUAUCAAUCAAACCAGCGGAAAAUUGUUCCUUGAGCUAUAAAUACGAU